AUGCCGAUUGCGACAAUUGAAACUAAAUCUGUAAAAGUUGAUGAUGAUUUAACAGAUUUAUCAUGGCUUAUACAACUGAAUAAUAAUAAACAACGAUAUUCAAUAUCAAAUGUAUAUAAUCAUGAAAAUAAAAAUAAAAAAAUUGAACGAAUAAAUAAACCUUUUACUGUUGUGAAUGGUCAAACGAUUCGUUCAUCAAUACAAACCUAUUCUCAUGAUCAUCAAUAUUCCAAUGAAGAAAAUCAAUAUUAUUCACAGCAAUCAUACAAUGAUCAAACAAUAAAACGAAAAUUUGAUUCAACAUUAUCAUAUCAUCAACCAAAACGUUUUCACUCCGAGCAAACUCUUCCAAUAUAUCCAACAUCACCAUUACCAUCUGAAUCAUACUAUUAUAAUCAUCCAACAUAUUGUACACAACCACAACAGCAGCAACAACAACAACAACAACAACAACAACAACAACGAACAUCUAUUCCAACAACAUCGCGAUAUAUGUUACUCAAAAAUGAUCCAUCACUUUCCGAUACGAUGCCAACUGCUCAUAUGUCGACAAAUUUAAAUCAAUCAAUUGGCAUGAAUGAACAUAAAAAUAUAUAUUCCGAUGAUAUUGAACAUUUAUUAGAUAUAUUUAAAAACGAAGUACAAAUGAUUGGCAUUGAUCCAAUAGCAACAACAAGCACAGGUGAUUGUGCUACUGAUUUUGGUCAUUGUUUAUCAUCAAAUGAAUUUUGUCCUUAUUGA
This is a messenger RNA of Rotaria socialis, 741 nucleotides long. The record is from the annotation of a GenBank genome assembly. NCBI's taxonomy places the organism in Eukaryota, Metazoa, Rotifera, Eurotatoria, Philodinida, Philodinidae.